Messenger RNA from Girardinichthys multiradiatus, 4990 nucleotides. It is a transcript of the gene ablim3, whose product is annotated as actin binding LIM protein family, member 3. Lineage: Eukaryota; Metazoa; Chordata; Actinopteri; Cyprinodontiformes; Goodeidae. Gene Ontology annotation, biological process: lamellipodium assembly; cilium assembly; cytoskeleton organization. Bases 415 to 2448 code for a protein of 677 amino acids. Gene Ontology annotation, cellular component: actin cytoskeleton; stress fiber. The record is from RefSeq and is a predicted model, not a curated record. The transcript is spliced from 22 exons. Gene Ontology annotation, molecular function: actin filament binding.
GAGCUGGAGGAGGAGGGAGGGGGCUAUAUUAGGCGAGAGCAAAAAUGUGAAGGUGGAAUUCAAGUGAGCAGCGUCGUUUUCUGGUCUCUAGUAUCUGUUUCAUUUGAGGAAAAAUAAUAAUUAUAAUAAAAAAAAAAAAACAGGGGACAUUCGCACAGCGGGAGCUUCAUUUGGAUCUUACAGCUGAUUACGGGAAUAAUCCUCGCUAAGAAUUAUUUGUUUAUAUUUGUGUAUCCCUCUUUCUACCAGUGUCUACCUUCACAUGUAAUUGAAAGCAGCGGUGCCGAGAGUGAGGAUUACAAUUCGCGGUUGCAGGAUAUUAUUUUAUUAACUACAAUGUGAAUAUCUCCACGCGGUUUAUGGGAUUAUUUUGGUCGAAGCAGCUUUGGUUUGGAUAAGAACGCAUUGGGCAUCAUGAGUUCCAGUGCUCAUCGACAAGUCUCAACACUCAGUGAGCGGAGCUCUGAACCAAUCCGGUGCCAGCGGUGUCGAGAACCAUGCAAAGGGGAAGUGGUUCGGGUCCAAGACAUUCACUUUCAUGUCAAGUGCUUCACCUGCACAGUGUGUAACUGUGACCUGGCACAAUCUGGCUUCUUCCAGAAGAAAGGCGAGUACAUUUGCACGGCAGACUACCAGCGUUUAUACGGCACACGCUGUGACCGUUGUGACAGCUUCAUCACAGGAGAGGUCGUCUCCGCUCUGGGACGCACGUACCACCCCAAGUGCUUUGUCUGCAGUGUCUGCAGCAAACCUUUCCCAAUAGGAGACAGGGUGACGUUCAGCGGAAAGGAUUGUGUGUGCCAGCAGUGCUCCCACACACUUGUCAAGUCAAAUGAGCCCAUCAAGAUCCACGGACCCAGCCACUGUGCAGGAUGUGGAGCGGAGAUCAAACAGGGUCAGUCUCUCCUGGCAUUGGAGAAACAGUGGCAUGUCAGCUGCUUCAGAUGUCGGACGUGCAACAUGGUUCUCACUGGGGAGUACAUCAGCAAGGAUGGAGUGCCAUACUGUGAAGCAGAUUACCACGCCCAGUAUGGGGUGAAAUGUGAAACGUGCAACAGAUACAUUAGUGGACGGGUUCUAGAGGCAGGAGGGAAGCAUUACCAUCCGACAUGUGCUCGAUGCGCCCGCUGCAACACAAUGUUCAAAGAAGGGGAAGAAAUGUACCUGACAGGUUGUGAGGUGUGGCACCCAUUAUGCAAGCAGGCAGCAAGGGCAGAGAGAAGACUUAGGCACAGACGCCUGUCAGAGACCUCCAUCUCACCGCCAGGAUCCUCCAUAGACUCUCCCAGCAGAGUUAUAUGUGCCAGAGUGGAGAAUCAGAUCUUUGAUUAUAAGGACCUUGCAGCCCUGCCAAAGGUCAAAGCCAUAUAUGAGGUCCAACAGCCAGAUCUCAUAUCCUCCUCAUACCAGCCAUACCACAGAUACGCCUCUGAUGAAAGGCUAGACACUUUCAGCUAUGGGGAGUCCCUUGGGAAUCUUUCUCUGUAUUCUCAGGACUAUGACAAUCCGGAUGCAAAGCAGCAUCGGUGCUCCAUUCCAGGUUAUAUUGACUCCCCAACUUAUAGUCGUCAAGGCAUGUCACCCAUCAUGCCUCGCUCUCCACAGCACUUUGUCUACCCUGGCUCUGAGAGUGGCAGGAGUUCGCCCUAUUAUGACCAAGAUGGGCGAUCAAGCACACCCACCACAAACCAGCCCCCUAAACAUUUUCAUGUUCCAGACAAUUACAUUGAAACAGCUACUAAAAGCAGAACAAGUGAGGAUAUCAUCCGAUCCUCCAGCCUGUCCACCUACUCUCCAGAGCCAUACACGCAGUCUGAGUCUGACUAUUACCCAUAUGCCAGCUCCCCAAGAGCCUAUUGGGCGCCAAGGCGACGCUUCUCGAUGGGAGGAGAUGAAGAGAGUUGGAGUCAGGGUCUUCAAAGAAUUGGGAGUGGCAUUGGACGGAUGAUCCUCAAAGAGGAGAUGAAAGCGAGAUCUGGUUCUUAUGACAACGAUCCCUGGGGCAGCAUGAGGAAUUCUCGUUGUGGGAGCAAGGAAACACUGAACACGACAGGCUAUGGCACCACGGCAUACAACACCAUAAACGGCUCACCAAGAUCUCAGUACAGCACUGAUAGUGAUUUUGGUUGCAAGUCAGCAUCACUACCAGGAUAUGGGCGCAAUGGUAUUCAGCGGCCUCAGAGCGCAGAUUGCUACCAGUAUCAGUAUGAUGCCGGUAGCGAGGUCAACUGGGGAAGUAGAGCUGAGUAUAAGAUUUAUCCAUAUGAAUCGCUCAUUGUCACCACCAGAGGGCGGAAUAAGCUGCCUAAAGACGUCGACAGAGCGAGACUGGAACGCCACCUGUCCCCAGAGGAGUUUGUCCAAGUGUUCGGGAUGACCAUUGAGGAUUUUGACCAGUUGGCUCUGUGGAAGAGGAAUGAGCUGAAGAAACAAGCUCGACUCUUCUAGUUACAGCUGGAUGUUUACUUAAUACUGCCACAAACAGAACCGGACACUGACUGUAGAUGGGACCAUGGGAUAGAGAGACAUUUUCUCAGUUCCUCUGCCAUGUCUGAGAACCUGUUGUAGACCUCCACAUGCGACAAACCAAAUUUCUGUAACACCGGACCUCUGGGAUACUGUUGGAGAGCCACAGAGACAUUGUACAGUGACGGACUGAUACAUGUUUCCAGUUCAGCUGUGUGCUACAGUGAAGUGUAAGCAAUAGAGACUGUCAUGCCGUAGUUUUGUGUUUAAUAAAGUUGAGACUCUUCCUCCCCUACGGCCACAGGACCGUGUCUGUGACCAGAGCUGCAGUACUAAAACGAGAAGAUGAGGAGAAAUUUGGCUUUGCCUUACUUGCUCUUUUAGUUAUGACUGUGCAGCACCAGCAAUCUGAAGGAGUAGAAUGUAGAUACAGUACAUUUAUGACACUUUAUCUGUGUGAAUGAUUCCAAAAGAUGAGUGAGUGGGAGUAUACACAGCAUCGCUUCCCUUUUGUUCAGGGUGCAUUUUGUUGAUAUGUUACCAUUUUUGCUGUUUCACAUGAGACAGUAUUUCUUUAGUUGAUUCUUAGGGACAAACAAAGGAACAUCUGCAGUGGGUCAAACCUUUUAACUGUUUCUGUGACCUGCUUUGAUUUGUGUGAAACUGAAAACCAGUGUGAGAAUGAAAAUCUGUGGCUUAGAAAAGCACUUCUAUGUAAUGCUGGCUGGAAUAAUUAAAGGUCAGCUCACUGUGCAGCUGCAUGGGAACUGAAGAAUGUGCAGUUCAGUAGAAUCAAUGCAAACGUUAUUUCCAGAAAAGUUUGAAGUUUUCAAACUUCUAAUAGAAAUAAAAGUCUUGUUAUUAUCUUUAAAACCUUCAUUUAAGUCACAAGUACAAAGGGAAUGUUUCUUAACUUCAUUAAUACUGAGGGCCAAAAGGACCACAUUUAGGCAAAAAUAUAUAUUUUUCAAGAUAUGAGAUUGUUUAGAUAAAAAUGCAAUAAAUGAAUUAAAUUCAAUGAAGAACAAAAAGUGACAUUGGCAAAAAGAAGUGUGGCACCUCUUAAAUGUAUACAAAACCAUCAUUGGUUUCAGUGAUCACUGUCUGACCAGGGGCCGCUAGUAGCAGAGGUUUGCCCACCAUGGCUAAGGGGCCACGGUAGGCAAAACGUCACAGGGAAGAGGAUACAGAUAGUUUCCUUUGCACUUGUGGCUGUUUAAUUAAAGACUCAAACAAAUCUAAACAUAUGGUUUUCUCAUAUUUUAUUUCACAAAUUAUGAACUAUUCUGGAAUUGAAAUCUGUGUUUAUAAGAAAAAAACAACUCUGUCCUCCUGUUUUUUACUCAUUCCAAUAGAAUGAUGACUAUAGUUUAGGUUCUGCUUUGAUUAUAAAUUGACAUUCACUAGUAUUUGUAUUCUCUUAGAUUGAUAAUCCAAUAAUUUUGUAGCUACACACUCAGCAAGGUAUUUACAAACACAGAAAAACACCCAGGGUUGUUGAAGACUUCUUUACUAUUAUUUUUUUAUUUUGACACUAAAAUUAAACUGCAACUCAGAACAAGUCUCUGCUCUUUUAUUAAUAAUAGACUGUUUUGUGUAACAUGUAAAAAAGUAUGCUAAUAAGAUUCAGCAGCACUGAAAAUUAAUCGAAGCAUUUGGUCAGAUCAUCAAAAGAACUGUUGUGCAUUGUACCAACAGCAUAGUACAGUGUUGAUUUUCAGGUCACAAUACACCUCAAGUUGUUGUAAAUGUAAUUUCUGGCCAUAUUCCAUUUUAUAUAAAGUUUCUAUUGGGGGCUCAAAAAUAUCAAACCUGGGCAGGUUCUAGCAAAGAUGAUGUCCUAUAAGGAGACAACCAGCUAAUAGAGGCAUUGAGAUGCUUUUACCAUUGUUCUGCUGAAAUUUAGUGGAUCAAGGAAUGUUAGACCUAAACAUAUAAUUUUUCAAAAAACGUAUACAAAUACCCUGUCAAGACAACUAUAUAUUGCUUAAUCACAUGGGCCAUUUAAGCAGGGCCCAUUCCCUGCCACGCCCUUGUUAUAAGAGGUCAUUGCCAGGUAUAAAUAAAGGUCUGUUGUGGUUUGUAGAAGAGGCCACUGUAUUUCUACAAUAACUCAGUAAGUAUAAGACAUAGUCACAAUGCAUUAACCAAAUAUGUUUUAAUAUUUUUUUGCUGCUACUGAGGAAACAUGCUUAAAAGGGGAGACUGACCAUAUUCCAUUUGUGGCUAUAUACAGUUUUACUGUUUCAAAUUAACAGCAUUCAUGCACAUGGCUUAAUUAAUUAACAAAUAAAUCUCCAAAGUAUUUUUCUUGUUCUCGAACAUCUAGUCUAUGAGACUAGCAUAGUGUUGAAGAGCCACCCCAUUCAUGGUUUCUGUUUAGGCAAAAAAACAACUCUAACUCUGCCAACUCCUACCCCCAUUUUGUACCAAUGCAUUGUGAUUUCAUCCCUUCCAUCUUCCAUUUUGUACCUGUGAACAAACCAUUUUGUAUCUAUGUAAUAAACCAUUGCACAUCAGUUUA